Molecule: messenger RNA, 2643 nt
Organism: Adineta ricciae
Lineage: Eukaryota; Metazoa; Rotifera; Eurotatoria; Adinetida; Adinetidae
Source: the annotation of a GenBank genome assembly
AUGAAUUUAUUGGUCAAGAUAUUGUUUAUUUGUUUUCUUCAUAAUGAAAUCAAUGGAACUCCAAUAUCAAGGACGGACCAGCUAACACAAAAUCGAACAAAACCAUAUGAAAAUCCGAAAUUAUUUGAAGGUGACAUGUUGUUUCCUAGUGGGUCGGGAUUAGAAGGUCGUGGAGUUGCACUUCGUGGAGCUUCUGUACCAUGGACAAAUGGAAUUGUACCCUAUACAAUUUCGCCUGGAUAUGCAUCAACAGAAGAAUCAUUUAUUAUCGCAACAAUGCAAAAAAUGGAACGAUUGAUAGCAGUCAAUAAUUAUAAAUGUAUUCAAUUUCGACCAAAAACUGCUUCUGAUAUAUAUUAUAUAACUAUUGUCAAUGGAAUUGGAUGUUCGUCUUAUGUUGGACAAAAUACGGGUGUUAACAUGAUACGUACUGUUACACUACAACAUCCUGGAUGUAUUGAUGAAGGAAGAGUUAUGCACGAGCUAUUACAUACUUUGGGUUUUUAUCAUGAACAAUCACGACCAGAUCGUGAUAAUUAUGUCAGCAUAAAUUAUGCAAAUAUUCAAUCCGGCAUGGAAUCCAAUUUUGAUAAAUACUCGAAUGCAGUUGUAGAUACUCAAAAUACUCCCUAUGAUUAUAAAUCUGUAAUGCAUUAUGAAACAGAUGCAUUCUCUAAAAAUGGUCUUCCUACAAUACAAACACUUGUAGCAAACAUAUCAAUUGGACAACGAGAUAAUAUGAGUACCAUUGAUAUCGAAGAGGUACGAUUAUUCUACAAUUGUUCGGCACGUGGUGUUACACUGCCACCAAUUCCAACAACAACAACAGCUAAUUUAUACGUGAGAAACACAACAGUUUCGUCGUCAUUAACAAGAAAUAAUCCAACAUUUACACGUUUUAAUGGUUCAGGAUCGAACUAUUAUUAUGAUCAAUAUUCAAUCAAUGUUCCUGCCACUGGUUCACCAGGCUAUUUAUAUUAUUUUCUAAUCUCUUAUGACGAUAAUAGUGCUGGUAAUAAUCAAUUUAAAAUUCAAAUGAAUCUUCAAGCAUUAACACAAUAUUAUAUUAUUGUGUCAACAUAUAAUUCAAAUGAGAUUGGAAAUUAUACGUUAAUAGCAUCUGGAUUAAAUAGUGUUAAUAUUCAACAAAUUUUCCCUGCAACCACUGUAACAACAACAUCAACGUCAACAACAACAUCAACAACAACAUCGACAACAACGAAAUCAACAUCAUCCACGUCAACAUCAUCAACGUCAACAUCAACAACAACAACACCGACAACAACGAGAUCGACAUCAACAUCAACAUCAACAUCAUCAACGUCAACAACAACAUCAACAACAACAUCGACAACAACGAAAUCAACAUCAACAUCAACAUCAUCCGCGUCAACAUCAUCAACGUCAACAACAACAACAACAUCAACAUCGACAACAACGAAAUCAACAUCAACAUCAUCCACGUCAACAUCAUCCACGUCAACAUCAUCCACGUCAACAUCAUCCACGUCAACAUCAACAACAACAUCAACAUCGACAACAACGAAAUCAACAUCGACAUCAUCCACGUCAACAUCAACAACAACAUCGACAUCGACAACAACGAAAUCAACAUCAACAUCAUCGACCGCGUCAACAUCAUCAACGUCAACAACAACAUCAACAUCGACAACAACGAAAUCGACAUCAACAUCAACAUCAACAUCAUCGACCGCGUCAACAUCAUCAACGUCAACAACAACAUCAACAUCGACAACAACGAAAUCGACAUCAACAUCAACAUCAACAUCAUCGACCGCGUCAACAUCAUCAACGUCAACAACAACAUCAACAUCGACAACAACGAAAUCAACAUCAACAUCAACAUCAACAUCAACGUCAACAACAUCGACAACAACGAAAUCAACGUCAACAUCAACAUUAUCAACGUCGACAACGUCAACAACAACAAUAACAUCAACAACAACGACGGCGACAAGAGCAACAAUGACAACAACAAAUGCAACGACAGCGACAACGACACCUCCUCCAUGUUUUGCGGCUGACAGUUGGAUCGAAUUAUACGAUGGACAAAAAAAGAGAAUCGAUGAAUUACAUAGCUAUGAUGCUCUCAUUACUUCUGAUGGGAUAAAUCUAAUCAAAACGGAAGUGAUUAUGAUGCUUGAUAAAAAUAACUAUACUAAAACGAUGUUCUACACUCUGCACACAGAAUCAAAUCACUCGAUUAGUUUGACUGCUUUACACCUAAUUGCAGUUGUUUCUAUAAAAGGUAUUUUCGAAUACAUUCCAGCUAAAAAGGUAAUUGUUGGGGAUUAUCUUUUCGUGGUGUCUUCUGACAAAAAGCUAACUCAAUCAAAAAUCAUUCGAAUUGAAAUCGAACACAAAAUAGGUUUUUAUGGACCAUUAACUACAUCCGGUACAAUAAUGCCCAAUAACGUAUUAGCAAGUUGCUUUGCGAAUAUUUAUAAUCAUCAAUUAGGACAAUUCGCAAUGACACCGAUACGUUUCUAUCAUCAAUUAUCGAAAUACUUGCCAAUGCUAAACGAAUUAGAUCAGGACAGAAAUGAAAAUAUUCAUUGGAUACCUGAAAUGAUGUUUGAUUUGACAAAGCAAUAUUUUCCAUCAUUAUUACAAUUAUCUUAA